Hymenoscyphus albidus is the source of this 1469-nucleotide messenger RNA. The record is from the annotation of a GenBank genome assembly. NCBI's taxonomy places the organism in Eukaryota, Fungi, Ascomycota, Leotiomycetes, Helotiales, Helotiaceae.
AUGCCCGACCCCUUUUUGACGGAACUAUGGGUUGAAUAUGGUGUUGGAGUGGCAUUUUUUGCAUUGCGAUUUUUUGCCCGGUGGAAUACUGUAGGAUUCCGGAAAUUUGCUUUUGACGAUAUGUUUUGUGUCAUUGGUCUGGUCAGUACAUCACGUAUGUUUAGCCUCGCCGUAGGCUAAUGUUCAUCAUCCAGCUUUUGUUCACUCUUGAUGCGGGUCUAACGCAUGCAUACGGUAAGAGUUUUCUGAUUUGAGGUGGCAGUUCCUGUGCUUAUUCAAUCUAUGUAGCUACGAAGGGAAGCACAGUUGGUUUGACACCAGAAAGCGCUCUCUUCCUCCCGGUAAAAACUCAGCAUGACUUUGAAAUUGGCGCAAAGGGAUUAUUCACAGCCUGGAUAUGCUACAUCUCACUCACCUGGUGUCUGAAGGCAGUCCUGCUGGUUUUAUAUACAAGACUUACGUAGGUGAUCUAAUUUGGCGUCACUUUGACUCGCUUACUAACUACAUGUGUAUUGUAGACUGGGACUGUGGCAGCACAAGAUUGCUAAGGCAGUUUCGAUUUUCUGUGUUUUCGCCUGGGCUACAUGUAUUAUAGCACACUUCGCAGUAUGUGUGCCAAUCAAAAGAGCUUGGCAGGUAAUUCCCUACCCGGGAGGUAAGUUCCCUAUGACAGUGGUAUUUUGAAGGAUAUAAUCUAAUUAUGUUAAGACGAAUGUGUACUACGCAAGCCAAACCACCUCCUCGUGGGCAUUUUAAACAUCCUGUACGUGCCUUUUUCUUAUACGUAUUAUUUUCCUUCUGUAUAACAAGGUUGUGGAUACUAACAAACUCUCUGCUAAAGAUCCGACAUUGGGGUUCUCGCCAUCACCUUGCCUAUCCUUUGGAAUGCCCAAAUUCCAAUUCGCCGCAAGUUGGUACUUAUGGUACUCUUCUCAUCUGGUAUAUUCGUCAUCGUCACAGUUGUACUUCGAGUGAUUUUUUCGAUCGGAAGCAUCGAUCACUUACCCGUUGCUUCUCAGUGGGCUCUUCGCGAAACCUUUGUGACAGUAUUGACUGUAACCGCGCCUGGAAUUAAGCCUCUCUUCAAUUCUUAUAAGUGGAUUAACAAGUCUUCUGAGAAAAGCACUGGAUCACAUGGAGGAUACAAAGUCGGAAGAAGUCAAUCUCGUUUCAAGAGCAAUACGACACGCACCGGUAAUACUACAACAGUACAUGCCGACGAAGCAGCGUUAGGAAAUAACAGACAGUACUACGAACUAUCUACGGCGGCAAACAAGAUGGGUGCUAGUAAGCUUACGAGGAGUUCGGCAAGUCAGGAGUAUAUUGUUAAGAAGUCUAGUGAUAACAAUAUUCACGUGGUCACAGAAUAUACUACUUUUCAUGAUAAUUCGGACGAGGAGCGAUCUGUUAACUUUGGUAAACGGCCGCAGGAGACAGGUGUAGCGGACAGAAAGUUAAGCAAAGCUUAA